UGAAAAAUAACUAGUCAGAGCUCGGAUUCGUUCCCGCUUUAAAAAAGAAGAACACCCUUAAAAUCUCGAUCCCCAAACUGUUAAGAAUCUUACGCGGGAAACAAAACCCUAUCUGGAGUUUGGCGACAUCUUAUUUAUUCAAAAUUCAUUAUCCAAUCACGAGUCGAAUGAAUAGAAACCCUAAUUUUUGUUUUUCGUGAAGUUCGAAACAAACCCUAAUUUUGUCCCAUGGAUGCGAAAGAUAUUCUAGGGCUACCUAAAAUUCCAUUUGGUACUAACCAAGAGAAGAAAACUAGACCUCCAAAAGAUUCUCAAAGGAAACCUGAUGGCGUUUCGAGAGAGGUUUAUGCUCUCACAGGUGGUUUGGCACCAUUAAUGCCCUCUUUUGACCCAUCACAUUUGAAGCGAAAAUCUCAAGCAGAGAAAGAAAAGAUUAGUUGGCAAUGGCUUGCAUUUACGUCUUCGGCUAGAAAAGAUAAUUUGCAACUUUAUCAUUGGGUUAAAGUUGUGAACGGUAUUCCGCCAACAGAUGAUUAUUCGUUUGCCAAGUAUAACAAGUCUGUUGGAGUUGUUAAGUACACAGAUGAGGAAUAUGAAAAGUACAUGAAUGAUCCUUCGUGGACCAAGGAAGAGACUGAUCAACUAUUUGACCUGUGUGACCGGUUCGAUCUGCGCUUUAUUGUAAUAGCUGACAGGUUUCCAUCAAGCCGGACGGUGGAGCAAUUGAAGAAUCGCUAUUAUGCUGUUUCUCGUGCUAUUGUGGUUGCCAGAGCUGCUUCUCCUGGUGAAGUUUCUGGUCAUCAUCUUGUCAAGGACCCUUACAAUAUUCAACACGAGAUUGAUCGCAAGCGUGCAUUGUCGAUGGUUCUCUCUCAGACAAAACAUCAAGAGCGCAAAGAUGCUGAGGUUCUUGCUGAGGCAAAACGAAUAACCGAAUCUCGUAUAAUUGCAAAGGAAGCUGAAGCUGCUGAGUUGGCGAAGGCCACUUAUGCUACUGCAGACAGCAAUGAAAGGGGUAUGACUGCUAUUGAUUUAUCACCAUCUUCAGACACUCAUAUACCAGGCUCAGCUGUUGUAGCGUCAACAACUUUUGCAGAUAUUACAUCUACUCCGGCUUCACUCCGAAUGCUUCGUGUGUUCUUGAGAACAAAUGCUUUUGACCAAAUGGUGCAAGUUGCAAACACAUCUGCUGGACUCAGAACUAGCAAGCGAGUUGAACAAACUAUAGAGGAACUCGGGGUUAAUCUAAAGCCAAAGGUCUUUACAAAAGCUGUCUGUGCUGAGCAUCUUGAAUUGCGAAGAGAAAUUCUCACAUUACUUAACCUUCAAAAACAGUUGCAAUACAAGGAGGCUGAAGCUUCGUCUCACCGUGAAGGUUCAUAUUCCGAGACACCAGGCACACCUAAGCGUUCUUAUCGACCUGGUGAUUAUGACCGACAAUUUCUUACUGAUUCAGCUAGUUUUGGAGGGGAUAGAGUUGUCAAACGAGAUCAUAAGCGCAAGGGUCCUGGAAGACCGUCAGAUGGUCCAUCAUCACCCACUCAACCUAAGAGGAUCAGAAAGAUGAAAGUUGAAAGUUGAAGGCAUCAAGGCAGAUCAGAUCUUGGCAAGUUUUAGCUUUAGAUAGAAAUUUAAAUUAAUCGCCCUAGGCUUGGGGCAAGCUUUCAAGUCUGACCUUUAUUUACUUUUUGCUUCCUCUUAUGGAAUAGUCCGGCUCCUGUACUAUGCCUGGUGAUGUGCUAUGUUCUCCGGAUCUGUAAAUCUUUUUUUUUUUAAUAGAGUUGUUAGGGAGGCUCACGUUUACUAUUCUGUCUGUUCUGUGCGUUAUUAUCAUCCCUAGUCACACACAACAAGGAUGUGUUGAAGGUGAUGUUUGUAUCCGUAAGUUCCUUCCUUACAAACAAGUACAAGUCCAAUUCUGUACUUGAACUGAAUCUUAUUCCGAAUUACAAAGAGAAUAUACCUAUUUCUUAAUUAUUAUUGUACAAGAAAGAAGAGGGUGACAUGGUUAUAUUUUCGUGUAGUUUUUUCUUA
Messenger RNA from Papaver somniferum (opium poppy), 2034 nucleotides. Its product is annotated as SWR1-complex protein 4-like. Bases 229 to 1581 code for a protein of 450 amino acids. Gene Ontology annotation, biological process: negative regulation of transcription by RNA polymerase II; DNA repair; chromatin remodeling. The record is from RefSeq and is a predicted model, not a curated record. Gene Ontology annotation, cellular component: NuA4 histone acetyltransferase complex; Swr1 complex. NCBI's taxonomy places the organism in Eukaryota, Viridiplantae, Streptophyta, Magnoliopsida, Ranunculales, Papaveraceae. The transcript has 16 exons. Gene Ontology annotation, molecular function: transcription corepressor activity.